GUCGAACACGAAUCAGGAUUCAUUGCUCCACACUACAAAGACCCAUCUCUAAAGUCCAUCCAAAAACUCUCUCCAAAUUUCAUCAAAGAUGCCGUCCGCGAAACCCUUCGCGUACGCCGCCGGUAUGCUGAGAACCCGCCUGAGCUCCGCCCUCCGCACGCGAGGAGGACAUGGCCCCAACCCUUUCCUCACUCCCGGCCACCAGGAGCGCCCCAACGGCUACCUCUUCAACCGCACCCCGCCGCCUCCCGGGCAGUCCCGCAAGUGGGAGGAUUGGGAGCUCCCCUGCUACGUCACCAGCUUCCUCACCAUCGUCAUCCUCGGCGUCGGCCUUAACGCCAAGCCCGAUCUCACAAUCGAGACCUGGGCCCACGGUGAAGCUCUUAAACGCCUCGAACAAGAGUCCACUGAUUCCGAUUGAAAGAUUGGUCGAUCCAUCUGCUUUUGCGAUUUCUCAAUUAGGGUUUAUAUUCUGAUUGUUUAUAUUCUCUGGUGUAGUUGUUGGAAAAAUAAUAAGCGUUACUAUUUAAUUCUUGACUUGAAUCGGUAACACUACGAUUUUGUUUCGGAAUUACCCUAAUCUGCUACAGCGUUGAAUGCUCAACUUGAAUAUACAUAUAUUUUCUCAGCCUGCUGA
This is a messenger RNA of Ipomoea triloba (trilobed morning glory), 637 nucleotides long. RefSeq lists its product as uncharacterized. The record is from RefSeq and is a predicted model, not a curated record. The transcript has a single exon. NCBI's taxonomy places the organism in Eukaryota, Viridiplantae, Streptophyta, Magnoliopsida, Solanales, Convolvulaceae. Bases 89 to 421 code for a protein of 110 amino acids.